AUGACCAACUGCUGCUCCCCUUGCUGCCAGCCCACCUGCUGCAGGACCACCUGCUGCAGGACCACCUGCUGGAGACCCACCUGUGUGACCAGCUGCUGCCAGCCCUGCUGCCAGCCCAGCUGCGGCAGCUCCAGCUGCUGCCAGCCCUGCUGCCAAACUACCUGCUGCACAACCCGCUUCAGACCCACCUGUGUGACCAGCUGCUGCAGCAGACCCUGCUGCCAGCCCUGCUGCUGUGUGUCUAGCUGCUGCCAGCCCUGCUGUCAGCCCAGCUGCUGUGAGUCUAGCUGCUGCCAGCCCUGCUGCCAGCCCAGCUGCAGUGAGUCUAGCUGCUGCCAGCCUUGCUGCCAGCCUCGCUGCUGUGAGUCUAGCUGCUGCCAGCCUUGCGGCCAGUCCAGCUGCUGCCAGCCAGUUUGCUCAGGACCUGUUUACUGCACAAGAACCUGCUACUACCCCACAUGUGUCCGUGUGCCUGGUUGUCUAUCCCAGGGCUGUGGAUCCAGCUGCUGCCAGCCCUGUAGCUGUUGA
This is a messenger RNA of Dipodomys spectabilis (banner-tailed kangaroo rat), 528 nucleotides long. Its product is annotated as keratin-associated protein 9-8-like. Bases 1 to 528 code for a protein of 175 amino acids. NCBI's taxonomy places the organism in Eukaryota, Metazoa, Chordata, Mammalia, Rodentia, Heteromyidae. The record is from RefSeq and is a predicted model, not a curated record. Gene Ontology annotation, cellular component: keratin filament. The transcript has a single exon.